Messenger RNA from Nelumbo nucifera (sacred lotus), 1995 nucleotides. Its product is annotated as 2-oxoglutarate and iron-dependent oxygenase domain-containing protein CP2-like. The record is from RefSeq and is a predicted model, not a curated record. NCBI's taxonomy places the organism in Eukaryota, Viridiplantae, Streptophyta, Magnoliopsida, Proteales, Nelumbonaceae. Gene Ontology annotation, molecular function: iron ion binding; oxidoreductase activity, acting on paired donors, with incorporation or reduction of molecular oxygen; L-ascorbic acid binding.
AGAACUGGAGUAUGAAAUUAAUAGGCUGAGAUGCAGACAAACUGUUCCCAACUCCCCCAUAUCGUGUCUCAAAGUCUCAAACCCUAAAAAUCCUAUUAUCUGAUUCUGAAUCUAUUCUAUCCAUUUCGUUGUUUGUCAUAAACAAAGCCUGAUUCUGGUAAUUUUGUUCAAAAUUCAUGGGCAUUCCGUUAAGCCAGUCUCGUAUCAGAGAUACGUAAGAAUAUUUUUUUUUUCUUUUGUAUUUUUCGUGUUUUUUCACGCACAGAGCUUCAAGGUUCGCGAAACCCUAACUGCAACGGAUUCCUCUGACGUCCACUUUCACUGCCUCUUUCUCCGAGCUGAGCUGAAUUCUUGAAACUUUUCUUCAGAAUUCUCCAUGAGAUGCGCUCGGUAUCUGCCGUUGCUGUUGAUUAGGUAAUACUGGUUCUAUCUCUCUGAAAAUUCACUCUGUAAAUAUGUCCUGCGAUGGUUCUGUGGGUCGGAGAGAAGAAUCUCAGACUGGUAAUGGCAAUGGCAACGGCGUCGUCGCUUCGAGCCGUCCGCUGUACGCAAGUCAUAGGCUUCGGUUGAAUCCCAACACUGAUCACAAGCCAGAGAACUACGAUGACUUGCAAUUGGAGUUUAGCCCCUCGGUUUUCAGCUCGCUGGAGCGGUACCUUCCUCCGAGUAUGUUGAACGUCUCGAGAGACGCGAAGGUUCAGUACAUGAAAGAGAUUUUGUCGCGGUAUUUGCCCGAAGGAGAACGGACCAGAGUUCAGAGGCAUAGAGAGUACAGGCAGAAGAUAAUAUCAAAUUAUCAGCCUUUGCAUAGAGAACUCUAUACAAUACACCCUACGACCUUCUUUGUUCCGUCAUUUAUCAAAGCAAUCAGUGAGAACACAGAGGAGAGUUUAAGAAGUAUAAUAUCAGAACCCUCUCCAGGUGUAUAUACAUUUGAAAUGCUCCAGCCACGUUUCUGUGAGCUGUUACUUUCUGAGGUGGAAAAUUUUGAAAAGUGGGUUCGAGAAGCCAAGUUCAGAAUCAUGCGUCCAAAUACAAUGAAUAAGUUUGGUGCUGUUCUUGAUGAUUUUGGCCUCGAAACAAUGCUUGACAAGCUAAUGGAUGACUUCCUACGCCCUAUAUCCAAAGUAUUUUUUGCUGAAGUUGGUGGAUCUACAUUGGAUUCUCAUCACGGUUUUGUUGUUGAAUAUGGAAAAGAUAGGGAUGUUGACUUGGGUUUUCAUGUGGAUGACUCAGAAGUUACUUUGAAUGUGUGCUUGGGCAAACAGUUUUCUGGUGGUGAAUUGUUCUUUCGUGGCAUCCGAUGUGAUAAACAUGUAAAUACAGAAACUCAACCUGAGGAAAUCUUAGACUAUUCACAUGUCCCUGGACAAGCUGUGCUUCAUCGUGGUCGUCACCGGCAUGGUGCUAGAGCCACAACAUCUGGGCAUAGGAUCAACUUACUUCUAUGGUGCAGAAGUUCAGUUUUCCGAGAGCUGAAGAAGUAUCAGAAGGAUUUCUCUAGCUGGUGUGGAGAGUGCCAACGUGAGAAGAAGGAAAGGCAGCGUCAGUCAGUUGCUGCUAGCAAGCUGGAACUUUUUAGGAGAGAAGGAGAAUCAAUGAUCUAAGCUAUAGCUUUUGUAAUAUAUGCUGGGCGAUUGUAAAAUACAGAGGUCUCAUCCCAGAUGAAGAAACCAGAGCACUCUUGUUGGUAAUGCAUGGGGGAGAUUUGUUUGUUUUCUUUUCCUUCAGUGCUUCAUCUAGGUUGGAGAUGACCGUAGAUUCGAAUUUGUCAAGUGAAUGGCAUGUUGUCCUAUCUAUUAGAUGGCCCAGAAUUUGCAAUUUGAUCAUGUUUUGUUCCCUCUGUAGAAAAGCAAACUGUUGAAAUUGGGUGAUUGUAAGGAUGACACACCUUUCAGUUCUUCCAAAGGCCCAAGGAGGGUUAGCCAUUGCAUUUCUACCUUGAUUUUGUCAACAUUUAUAAAUCCUUUGGUUGAAGCUGAAUUUCCCUUACUA